AUGAAGUUCCAGGUCGUUUUGGCUCUUGUUGCCUUGGUUGCGGCCGUUCCAUUCGAAGGUGGUCAGUUGCACAAACGCGCCGGGGAAAAAAUCCAUGUUGGAUAUCGGGCUGUCCACAAGGCAGAAGCCCAAGCGAUCGAAGCCAAUGGAAGGAAGGCGGUGCGGUCCAAUGAACGCGGGGGCAGGCAGAUCGGAUCGGGAAUCUACAUUUCCCCAGAGUUUAAGUAUUGGACUGAAGCUUAUUCCGACCCUGAUGCUCCACCCUGGGACUGUGCUGUCUUUGUUGACGCCGAUUACUGGAACGGGCUCAAUAAGGCAUGGAUACCGAGAUCUUUCAAGUUCCCGGAAGAUGAUGCCAACAACCCGGCCACGUGCGCGCCGCUCCAAUUGUGGAAGAUGUUUCCCGCUGUCAAAAGGAACCGAGCGCGUUUCUUGCAGCACUUGGAUCCUUCGUUCACGAUCGAGAACACGGUUCGCUUCUCUUUGGUGCUGAACCACGAGCCAAAGAUUCAGGCGUUGAUCCCACAGGAGAUUAUCGACGAACAGCAAUUUUACCUUGAGCCGUGUGCUGAGGACACGGCGCCGGACAACUACAAGAUCGGCGAACUCGGGAAAGUUGAUUGGAAGAUAGAAGGAUUGAAAGGCUAUGGCUUGGGGUCUGACUACGAGUAG
This is a messenger RNA of Endocarpon pusillum Z07020, 672 nucleotides long. RefSeq lists its product as uncharacterized. The transcript has 3 exons. The record is from RefSeq and is a predicted model, not a curated record. Bases 1 to 672 code for a protein of 223 amino acids. Lineage: Eukaryota; Fungi; Ascomycota; Eurotiomycetes; Verrucariales; Verrucariaceae.